UAACCGAUCUCUCUGUCUUGAUACUUCAUUUGAAUUCAAAAAUCAAUUUCUCGCUUUACCGCCAAACCUAGGACUUCAAUCAAUCCAAUUAGGUUUUCAUCCGUCCUCUUCGAGACCUCAAAAUCACUGGCACGAUCAAAUGAAGUUGAAGAUCAACAAAGCGUGCGAUCUCAGCUCCAUUUCGGUCCUUCCUCCUCAAUCAAGGAGAUCAAGUUCUAUACCUGUUGGACCACAACAAGCAUCACAGAUUCGAUCACAACAAUCACAGCAGUCAUUUUCACAGGGGUUUUCAUCUCAGCAUGGCAUGUUUUCUCAGAUCUCUCAGACUUCUCUUGAUGAAGCUCUGACAAAUGGUCAGAGAUUCAGUUCACAGGAGCGAGAGAACUCUGUGAAGAAGCCAUCUUGCUUACCAGUAGUUAGCUAUAGACGUGAAGAUAGCCAAUUACCAAUAUCUAGAUCGUCUUCCAAUCUAAUACGCAAUUGGAGUGCUGCUCCUGUUCCAGAUCAUAAAUAUCAGAUAAAUGAAGAACUUCAUCACCGGAUUGGAAUGAUGGAAACCUCCUUAACCAAGUUUGGAAUGAUCUUGGAUUCUGUUCAGAGCGAUCUUAUGCAAGUAAAGAAGGGAAUAAAAGAAGUAUCACUGGAGACGGAAGGCAUGCUACAGAAGUUGAUUGUCCUUGACACCUCACUGAAGCUAACGAAUACGGGACAAGAAGAUGUCAAAUUCAGCCUUGAGGGGAGCCUGAAAUCUUUAUCAGAACAACUAAGCAAGGAUAGAUAUCAAGAUAAUUUGCAGCAGAUAUUCUUGGUGCUUUCUACCUUACCAAAGCAGAUGGAAAUGUUUCUGUACAAACUACAAAAUGAGCUAUGCACAACCUUCACCAAAGAAAUUCAGGCAAUGGCUUGCAGCGUGAAGACCCCCCUCGACCAAAAAAGUCAAUCAAUCACUGUAGUUCUGCCAAAGGUUACCGGGAAUCAUGUCACUCCACCGAGAAGGACAGAGCCAGUAAAGAAUCCAGCUUUGCCUCCAAAGGUUUCUGUGCAUGCAAAAAUAGUUCCAAAGAUGGAAACAGGAGGUUGGAAGUCUGUAAAGGUGGAACAACGCUCAUUUACACGAGCGGCAUCCCUCAGGGAGCAGAAACGCAACAAAGUUUCUUCAGAUCAACAGGAAAAACAAAGUAGAGUUAUCAUUGAUUCAGAUGAGGAGAUUGAGGGAGGUUUUUCUUGCUUGAUUGAUGUCAAGGAAACAGGCAUCAGAAACCCCAUAUUGGAUGUGUCGAAGGAAGAGACUGCAAGAAUUUUGAGAAAAGCUAGGAGGCAAAAGAGAAAAUACUGUAAUCCUAUCAUUAUUAAUUGAAGGUAUACUUGCGCGUUUGUAUUUGCUUUAUUCCAAGCGCACACACUUCCAGUUGUUGCUGAAUGCUGAUCUUAAUCUUCAUUGUUAAUUAAAAUCCUUGCUGUUCCUUUUAA
Molecule: messenger RNA, 1470 nt
Organism: Populus trichocarpa (black cottonwood)
Lineage: Eukaryota; Viridiplantae; Streptophyta; Magnoliopsida; Malpighiales; Salicaceae
Product: putative recombination initiation defects 3
Exons: 11
Coding region: 140-1357 (405 amino acids)
Biological process (GO): microsporogenesis; embryo sac development; meiotic DNA double-strand break formation
Cellular component (GO): nucleus
Source: RefSeq, a predicted model, not a curated record